AUGGAACAACCCACUGUGAAUGACAUCACCAAGGCCGCCUUCCUCUCUGGUUACCCCGCAGAAAAUUGGCUAGCCAUCGUGCAACAACUGAAACCACACGGCCCGUCCAAUCUACCCGCGUCUGAAAUUUGCGCGUCCAUAUUUAGUCUACUAGAAGCAUAUCCCCUAUCUCCCGUAUUGCUCCAGUACCUCUGCGUCGCCCUUGACUCUGAGAGCCCACAUCCAGUGCUUCCAAUUGGCAUCUACAUCUCAACCCUGAUUGCCUGGUCCCAAACUAUUCUCGCCUCACCCACUGAUCAGACGACCCAACUGCUUUCAGCCCUCUGCGCCAUCGCCGCACCUCGUGUCCAAAAGCCAUCCGCCAAUUUAACUCCCACACUACCUACCGCCCAGGGCUGCGUCUCGCUCGUGCAACAUGUCUCUCUCACCCACGAUGCUAUACUCACUUCAUCCGCUCUCGAUAUCCUACUCGCGAUUCUGAAAACUGUCGUCGCAUCUUCGCCGAAUCCUAACCUUUCUCCUUUUUUGGCUCUGAAUCUUGUUCCUGCGAUAAACGAUCUAUUGGAUGCAGGGGAGAUUGUCAGUCCGCAGCUGACGAAUUGGCUGUUCCAGCUUUCGGCUUUGACGACCGCGGACGGACACGGCCAUGGACAUGCGACGUCACGCGUACAACCACAGCAGGUGACAGACGAGCCGCCUCAACGGCCGGAACUGCUCGAGUUCACCAGGAACGGGCCGUUGUUCGAUGUGCUCGCCUAUCAAGUCACCUCGGUGCUCGCUUAUCCAGACUCGCAUCUCUCAGCCCUCCAGACUGUGUUCAAUAGCACACCCACCCCGGAUGCAUUCUUUUCUCAAUUAUACGCCUCCCUGAUCUCUGUGCUCGCUAAUGAGCCCGACGGGAACACGAGGACGAUCAUCUGCGCCGCGCUGUUCGGGUCGUUGCCCAAGCUCUUUUGUCAACUCGAGGCACCACAGAAUAAACUUAAGGAUGGCGUUCAAUCUGCUAUACACGGCUUGUUUACGCACUUUGGUGCUUUGCUCGAUAAAUGCGAUGUGACGGCACCGAUAACGCGUGUAUCGAGAGAAGACUCGAUGGAAGAGGAUGUUCCGGAAGAUGGAAGCAAGGGGAAGAACAUCCGUACAAUGCUGGUUCAGAGCCUUCAGAGCGUGUCGCUGCUCGAUUCGAAUUUCCCCUCUCUGCCCGGUCUGACGAUUGAGAAUUGGCCGGGACGGGGUAUCGGGCGGGUAUUCGCCGAAGCGGGCGAGAACGGACAGGACUUGGAGACCUAUCUAAAAUCAAGACUUCUAUCACUCGAAGUUCCCCAGUCGGAUAAACUCGAGUUGAUUGAUCGCGCGGUAGCGGAUCCCGAGACACAUGCCUGUCUAUGCACCGUUCUGCACAAGGGGUACACGAGCCUGACCACGUCUACGCAACACCUGUCCCCCGCAACACUCGAGUCCCUGGCUAAUCUAUCGAGACUUCUUUAUACACAUCCUACCGUUUUGGAUGUCGUCGGUUUGAGGGUCCCGCCAGCCGAGUUUGUCGCAGCUGGUUUAGCCUUUUUAGAAGACCUGGAAGGCGCGGGGGUCGGUGAUCCUCAAUCGGCGCUUGGUCAGUAUGGCGACGUAUUGCUAUUACUUCAGUUGUUGGUCACACGCUACGAGAUGUUUCAGCAAAAGAGCGGCACACUCAAACAUGGCGACCGCGUUCUUGAUGCAUCUUGCCUCACCUCGUCAUGGGCAGUGUACAAUUUGUCAGACCUGACCGAGCCGGAACGUACGCUCAUCAGCGACUGGGUCAAGGCUGCGUUUGAUUCGAAUAGUUUUGGGAUUGACGAUAAUGUCUUGAGGCAAGUUUUGCUCAAAUUGUCCGCCACGCUAUUCACAGAAGCUAUUCGGAAAUGUGCCGCAGAACCCGAGGGGGCUGGGAUGGAGAUCUUGCGCAACGGGGUGUCGUAUUUCGAGGGGCCCCUGUUGAACUGGACGCUCCGAGGCGUGAUCUGGGCUCUGGCCAACGAGGCUGAACGGCAUGGACAUGCUGCCCAAACGCACCUCGACGUUCUCCAGCUUUUGGUCUUGGCUAAUGGAUGCCCCGCGCCCGUCAUCGAAAUGACCCGCCAUCGUGUGCUGCGGCUGCUAGCAUCACCGUAUAUUCCCAAAGCAAAUAUUGACGUAAACGCCAUGCUGCGUGUUCUGCAUCCUUCAAACUCGGGUUCUGGUUCGGGCUCCACGAACACGACCGCCCCGCUCUACGCUUCGUCUUAUCUCAAUCUGGCAUUGCAGGCCUCGAUUGGUGGGACACCGAUACCUAACCCUGCAAGGAUCUUGGGCUUCACGAAUUCGUUGGAGCUGUUACGCGCGCCAGUACAACAAGGUUCAGACAGCGUCGCUCAUCGAAAUAUCCUCAUUGCUCUCUUGACACUGGCCCGACCACGAUUCGCGGGUAUCAAAUCCGUUCUUUCCGCGCUACGAAGCUUGGCGGGAACCAUGGAUCCCGAUUUCUUGGCCGGGGUCGUUGCGGGGUCGGUUAGUGUUUGGGUGGCCGCCCCGAUGGAGCGGGCGCUUGCGCGUGAAAAGGUGAAGAAGUUUGUGAAUGAGGGUGAAAAAGAAAAGGGACUGGAGGGGAUUGUGAAGAGAAUGCGAGCUGCUCUUCAGACAACGACAACCUGCAUUCUAGAUAUGGUUUCCAACGAGCAGAAGAUCGAUUCAGUUGGGGGAUCCCCGGUAUCCGUUAGUGACAUGUCAUUGAUUUCAGAUGUCGAGUCCGUUUUGUCGUUGGAAAACAACAAGCGGUUUUCGAUGAUCAGUAGUACUACCUUCAAUGACAUGGAGAACACCCCAGUCCCCGUUGCUCCUAUAGAUUUUCCGGGGACCCCAAUUGAAAAGCAGCUGCCUGUUCACCCAGAUUUCGCGUAUGAGGAUGGAAAUAUCGAGUUCCAGACAUCGGAAAAUGUAUUCUGGGUACAUGAGUUUCAACUCAGGAAAUUCUCCGUUCUUGCCGGGCGCAUUGACGAGGCAAGGGAGAAAGGAACGACUUCAAGCGCCGGUCGCCUCCGGAUUCGUACUUCGAGGAGUAGUUACAACUUUAGUGGUACCUUUCGUAUCCUUUAUUCGUGUGUCGUGGCACCCAAGUUCAACUCGGACACACUGAUAAAUGCUCUAAGGAUCGGGACACGUUAUGGAUGUCCUGAUAUGCGGAAUUUUGCGAUAACCCAAUUGGAGAGCAGGUUCCAGUCGCCUCCAAUCGACCGCAUUAAGCUUUCAGACGAAUUCAAUAUUCCUAAUUGGGCCAUACCAGCGUUUAUUGAACUGUGUCAACGCACAGAGCCCAUCUCCCAAAGGGAAGCAAGAAUACUGGGAGCUGAACGUCUUGUCGAGGUUUCGCGCAUACGAGAAGCAGAGCAGCGAAGGAAAUUUAUUCAGCUUGUCGACAAGUCUAUGGGGCCUUGUGGGGUAUUUGAGGCGGGCCAAAUGACCGACGACAAACUCCGAGAUGAUGCCAGUGAGAUAUUUGUGAUCGUUGAGUACACUCUCAGAUAUUCUUCACCUCCCAAGUGUGAUUGUCGAGUCCAACGCACAUGUGACGAUACAGACUUGAACAAUCGCCCUGCCAACCCAAAUGCAUUUACCUCAAACAACAGACAUUCAAUAUCAGACCCACUCAACCUUGGCUCUUUGCACGCGCGGUCGGGAGAUGCAAAUGGUUCAAGGUAUUCUGUGGUUCCAUGCCAAAUCCACAUGAUUGCCCCCCGUAUUAUCACGGAGAGCCUAGCGUUGUUCAAACGGUGUGGCGGCCUCACAAGACAACUUGGAGAUCUGAAGGUAGCAGUAUCCAACGGAGCUCCUCAAGGUGCCAAACAAUUUUCAGUCGAGGAUGAAAUUCAGCGUGCGACUUGGAUUCGAAAGACCACUUGA
Rhizoctonia solani is the source of this 3915-nucleotide messenger RNA. Its product is annotated as mediator complex subunit Med5. Gene Ontology annotation, molecular function: transcription coregulator activity. Gene Ontology annotation, biological process: regulation of transcription by RNA polymerase II. NCBI's taxonomy places the organism in Eukaryota, Fungi, Basidiomycota, Agaricomycetes, Cantharellales, Ceratobasidiaceae. The record is from RefSeq and is a predicted model, not a curated record. The transcript has 18 exons. Bases 1 to 3915 code for a protein of 1304 amino acids. Gene Ontology annotation, cellular component: mediator complex.